ACCCCACAGAGUACUAUUACGCUGAGGUAUCUUACAUAUUUUAACCACCCAGACGCACUCAACACGCUGGCAUUCCCCACAGGACUCAUUAGUUAAUCAUCACCACCAAUUAUGGCUUUCACGUCGGGAUCAAACGUACUGUUGAAGAACAUCCCAUAUCAAUUCAAGGAUGUGUCCCUACUUGAUAACAGAGCCUACAUUGGAGGUAAAUGGUUGCCGGCCGAGUCCGUAGCUACUUUUCCAGUCUUUGAUCCUGAAGACAACGUGGUAAUCUUUCGCGUUGCCAAUCUUACCGAUGUGGAGGUUCAUAAAGCUAUUGAUGCGGCACAAACUGCCUUUCUCACCUAUAAAGAGUUUAGCCAUCGGAAGCGAAGGCAACUCUUGCAUCAAUGGAUUACAAUUGUAAAGGAAAAUCGAGACGAUUUGGCUGCUAUUUGCACACUCGAAAUGGGCAAACCGAUCACCGAGUCAUAUGUCACUGUUGACUAUGGCCUCAGCUUCUUAGAGUGGUUUGAGGGCGAGAUUGAGCGAUUGUAUGGAGAGACUAUCCCUGCGGCUCGAGAAAACAAUCGAAUCUUCACAACUCGAGAGCCACAGGGAGUAGUAGCUGCCAUUACCCCUUGGAAUUCCCCUAUCGCCAUGAUCCUGCGCAAAGUUGGGGCCGCCAUUGCGGCUGGUUGUACUGUCGUGCUCAAGCCAGCUCCAGAAACCCCAAUGUGCGCCAUUGCUAUUGCAAAACUCUUCGAACGCGUUGGUUAUCCGGCUGGUACUCUCAAUAUUGUCACGGGGGAUGCCGCUUCCUCGCCCAACAUAGGUAAUGAGAUGUGUCGUAAUAAGCUGGUUCGCCACCUAAGCUUCACAGGCUCUACUGCUGUGGGUAAAUUUCUCAACGGAGAAUGUGGGAAAUCGUUGAAGAAAACCAGCAUGGAGCUUGGAGGCAACGCACCAUUCAUUGUCUUUGAAGACGCCGACAUCCAGAAAGCGGUUGACGGCCUAAUUUCGUCCAAGUUCAGAUCAUCAGGACAGACGUGCGUAUGCGCGAACCGCGUCUUUGUGCACCGCUCCAUCAUGAGCGAAUUCGCCGAAAAGCUACACGCGACGCAGAAGAAGAUCUUUGUUUAUGGCUCGGUAUGGGAUCCAAAGGUGAAUUUUGGGCCACUGUAUUCGUCCAGUGGACUUGAAAAGGUCAAGAAGCAUUUGGAAGAUGCGCUCGCAAAUGGAGCGACAGUCUUUGACAAAACUUCCAUUAUGGAAAACCAAGGACCAAACUUUUUCCCUCCCACAAUUCUACUAAACUGCAAUACAGAGACGAUGCAAUUCGGCAGCGAGGAGACGAUUGGCCCACUGGCUCCAUUAGUUCCGUUUGACAGCGAAGAAGAAGUCUUGAGGGUGGCAAACACGUACGAAAGCGGGCUUGCCUCAUACUUCUACACAGAGAAUAUAUCGAGGCUUCGGCGAGUGGCUGAGGCUCUGAACACAGGCAUGGUCGGAGUACGUGUGGGCCUUGUCAGUGCCUGCGAACAACCAUUCGGAAGCGUCAAGGAGAGCGGCAUUGGCCGAGAAGGAUCCAAGUUUGGCGUCGAAGACUACACCAAUGUGAAGAGCAUCACAGUAGGAAUAUGACGUGGUAGCCAUAAUGAAGAAAACAAACACGUCACCGACUUCUAUACAUUAUAUACCAUGGCCGCAUAGUACUACAUGUAAUAUUACGC
Molecule: messenger RNA, 1712 nt
Organism: Trichoderma harzianum CBS 226.95
Lineage: Eukaryota; Fungi; Ascomycota; Sordariomycetes; Hypocreales; Hypocreaceae
Exons: 4
Coding region: 112-1623 (503 amino acids)
Molecular function (GO): succinate-semialdehyde dehydrogenase (NAD+) activity
Source: RefSeq, a predicted model, not a curated record